This is a messenger RNA of Colletotrichum spaethianum, 33117 nucleotides long. Its product is annotated as nonribosomal peptide synthetase TES. NCBI's taxonomy places the organism in Eukaryota, Fungi, Ascomycota, Sordariomycetes, Glomerellales, Glomerellaceae. Gene Ontology annotation, molecular function: phosphopantetheine binding; catalytic activity. Gene Ontology annotation, biological process: secondary metabolite biosynthetic process; amino acid activation for nonribosomal peptide biosynthetic process. The transcript has a single exon. Bases 1 to 33117 code for a protein of 11038 amino acids. Gene Ontology annotation, cellular component: cytoplasm. The record is from RefSeq and is a predicted model, not a curated record.
AUGAAGGAGCUACACAAGAUGGGCCUGCAUAACGUCGAAAAGACGGCUUAUCCCCGAGAUGCAAGCCUGGUGGAUCUCUUCCGCGAGCAGGUGGCUGCUCAUCCUGAGGCGAUAGCCGUUACGGAUACGUCCUCGACGAAGCUGACAUACGCCGAGUUGGACCAGGAAUCCGAUAAGAUUGCUAGCUGGCUGCGUCAGUGCCAGCUGGCGCCCGAGACACUGGUCACCGUGCUCGCGCCUCGAUGCUGCCAGACCAUCUUGACCUUUCUGGCCAUUCUCAAGGCGAACCUGGCAUAUCUCCCGCUCGAUGUGAACAUGCCCGCGGGCCGCAUCGAGGCGAUCCUGUCGGCGGUGCAGGGUCAUAAGCUGGUUUUGCUCGGUGCAGGUACGCCAACUCCAGAGAUCCGGGUGUCCGACGUUAAAUUCGUCUCCAUCACGGAUGCCCUGAGCGAGGCCGUGGCCACCCGUCACUCAGACGUUGCUACUGUAAGACCCCAGGCGACGAGCCUGGCCUAUGUGAUGUUUACCUCCGGCUCGACCGGUCAGCCAAAGGGCGUUAUGGUAGAGCACCGCGGUAUCAUCAGGCUGGUGAGGCAGAGCAACGUCAACUCCAAGCUCCCACCGGCCGCCCGCGUGGCACACUUGUCCAAUAUUGCUUUCGACGCCUCGACGUGGGAGGUUUGGUCGGCGCUUCUGAAUGGUGGAACUCUCGUGUGUAUAGACUAUUUUACCACGCUGGACAGCAAAGCCCUGGAGACCACGUUUGCCCAGGAACAGGUCCAGGCCGCGAUGCUCCCGCCCGCCCUCCUCAAGCAGUGCAUCACCAACACGCCUGCCAUGCUGCGUGGCCUGGAUCUCCUUUUUGCCGCCGGCGACCGAUUCGAUAGCCGUGAUGCGAUCGAGACCAAGGCGCUUGUUCGUGGCAGUGUCUACAACGCGUACGGCCCAACUGAGAACACGAUCCUUAGUACCGUCUACGAAGUGUCUGAGCACGACUCCUCGUUCGCCAACGGUGUGCCUGUGGGCCGCGCUGUAAGCAACUCAGGCGCGUACAUUAUGGACCCAGAGCAGAAAAUCGUUCCCGUCGGCGUUAUGGGAGAGCUUGUCGUCACUGGUGAUGGCCUUGCAAGGGGCUAUACAGACCAGUCGCUUGAUCAAGAUCGAUUUGUGAAGAUCAUUAUUGCUGGUCAGCUCGUGCGCGCCUAUCGGACUGGCGACCGCGUGCGUUACCGGCCAACCGAUGGUCAAAUCGAGUUUUCUGGUCGUAUGGACCAGCAGGUCAAGGUUCGCGGCCACCGAAUUGAGCCAGCCGAGAUCGAGCAAGCAAUCCUCAACCACGGCGCCGUUCUCGACGCUGCCGCCGUCGUCCGCAAGUUUGAGGGCGAAGAACCGGAUAUCAUCUGUUUCGUGGUUGCCCGAGACGACAACACAGCCGUCAACCAUACCCCCGUCCGUGAUGACGAGACCCCGGGGAAGGUAGGUAGCAGGGAUGAAGAGUUUGCGACACUGAUGGAGCAGCAGAUCUGGCAACGGCUUAAGGCUGUGCUGCCGCCCUACAUGGUCCCAACGCGGAUCAUCGUGGUGGACCAGAUGCCUCUGAAUGCCAACGGUAAGGUUGAUCGCCGUGAACUAACACGCAGGGCCCAGACAACGCCUAGAACCAGCAAGGCAUCGGGCCAAAAGUCCGCGCCGGUGUCGCCGCGCAACGAGGUCGAGGCCGCGCUGUGCGAGGAGUUUGCCGAUGUACUCGAUAUCGAGGUCGGCAUCACUGACAACUUCUUUGACCUCGGCGGACACUCACUCAUGGCUACGAAGCUGGCUGCACGCAUUAGCCGACGGCUCGAGGUCCGCGUGACUGUGAAGGAUAUCUUUGACCAGCCCAUCCUUCUCGACCUCGCGGCAACCCUUCGACGUGGCUCGACUCAGCACAGCCCCAUCGUCUCCCAACCAUACAAUGGGCCCGUUGAGCAGUCAUUUGCCCAGGGACGCCUUUGGUUCCUCGAACGUCUGUAUCCGGGCCUCACAUGGUAUCUCUCGUCGUUUGCUUCCCGACUCCGAGGACCCCUGAAUCUCGAGGCCCUGAGCGUGACGCUUCUGGCGCUGGAGGAACGCCACGAGGGUCUACGCACCACUUUCCAGCAGCACGAUGGUGUGAACAUGCAAGUCGUACAGCCAUUUGUGCCGAAGCAACUACGAGUUAUCGAUAUCCCUGGAGGCUCUGAGGAGGAGCUUAUGCUGGCGCUGCAGAAGGAAAACUCCACCCCUUUCGACUUGGAGACCGAGCCUGGCUGGCGUCCGGCUCUCCUCCGCUUGAACGACGAAUAUCAUGUGCUAUCUAUCGUGAUGCACCACAUCGUCUCUGAUGGCUGGUCUCUCGAUAUCCUCCAGCGCGAGCUGGUCAUCUUUUACACCGCGGCGCUUCGCGGCAAAAACCCGCUGUCAAAGGUGAACCCCCUGCCCAUUCACUACCGUGACUUUGCGCUUUGGCAAAAGGAAGAGGCACAAGUUGCCGAGCACGAGCGUCAGCUUGCAUACUGGAAGGGACAGCUCGAUGGCAGUCAACCUGCUACUCUGCUCUGUGAUAAACCUCGACCCUCAGUUCCUUCAGGCACGGCGGAUGUGCACGAGUUUAUCGUCGAGGGCACGAUAUACCAGGAUUUACAGAAGUUCUGCCGCAAGCACCAGACUACGCCAUUCUCUGUGCUUUUCGCCGCGUUCCGUGCAACUCACUACCGCCUCACUGGCGUAGAGGACGCGACCAUCGGCACGCCAAUCGCCAACAGGAACCGGCAGGAGUUGGAAGAUCUCAUCGGGUUCUUCGUCAAUUUGCAGUGCAUCCGCACUGCGCUGGCAGAGGACGAAACGUUCGAGUCGUUGGUCAAGCAGGUUGUUACUGCAACGGCUGCGGCGUCUGCCAACCAGGACGUCCCGUUUGACCGGUUGGUCGCCGAGCUACGACCCGGGACGCGAGAUGUCGCGCGCCAUCCACUCGUCCAGAUGACGCUGGCUGUCCAUUACCAGCAGAACCUGGGUCAUUUGCAGCUGGGGGGCCUGAGUUCAGAGCCCCUGAAUGCAGCAAAAACCUCGCGAUUCGACCUCGAGUUCCAUUUCUUCCAGCAAAGGAACAGCCUUCGCGGUGUCGUCAUGUUCUCAAACGAGCUCUUUGACCCUGUGUCUAUCGCUUCCAUGGAGACAGUCUUCCAAGAGGUGCUUCGUCGCGGCCUCGAGGAACCCUCUAUCUCGAUUGCCUCCAUGCCGUUGACCGAUGGCCUCUCUUCAGUCAUCAACAAGGGACUCGCUCAGGUUGCGCGAACUGACUAUCCUCGCGACGCAAGUGUGCCAGCUCUGUUCAGGGAGCAGGUUGCUCUCUGCGGCGGCGCUAUCGCUGUCAAGGACAGCACAUCCGAGCUGACGUACGCCGAGCUCGACCGACAGUCGGACAAGCUGGCGUAUUGGCUUGUUCAGCGAGGAUUCGCUGCUGAGACCAUGAUCGGCGUGCUAGCCCCGAGAUCGUGCGAAGCCAUUGUGGCCUUGCUCGGAAUCCUCAAAGCCAAUCUGGCCUACCUGCCACUUGAUGUGAAUGUUCCUCUGGGUCGUUUGGAGAGUAUUUUGACCUCUAUCGAGGGCAAGAAGCUUCUCUUGCUUGGCGCGGGUGUACCAGUACCAGCCACCCAUCUGGAUGACAUUGAGUUCUUGACCAUCGCGGAGGCACGAGACAGUCAACUUGCGACGCAGAGAGACGCAGGCAAACGACUUCCAACACCCACUGCCACGAGCCUCGCCUAUGUCAUGUUCACUUCCGGUUCCACUGGUCGUCCUAAGGGCGUCAUGGUCGAGCAUCGAGGUAUUGUGCGUCUAGUGAAGAAUACCAACAUCCAAACACAGGCGCAAUCGGCAGUCCCCGUGGGUCACAUUGCGAACCUCGCCUUUGACGCAGCCACCUGGGAGAUUUAUACCGCGCUUCUCAACGGCGGAUCUCUCAUUUGCAUUGAUCACACGACUGUGUUGGAUGUGGCCAUGCUGGGACGAAUAUUCGAGCAAGAGAAGGUCCGGGCUGUCAUGUUUACGCCUGCCCUGCUAAAACAAUGCCUGGCCGAGUCCCCUUCAACUGUCAAAGGACUCGAGCUUCUCUUCGCCUCGGGUGAUCGCCUGGACGUUCAAGAUGCCCUCACCGCCCAAGCUUUGGCCAAAGGCGGGAUCAUCAACGCGCUCGGCCACACAGAGAACACCGUAUACAGCACCGCGUUCCACAUGCAGCCUGGCGAGCUCUGCAUCAACGGCGUCCCUGUUGGACGCGCGAUUAGCAACUCAGGUGCCCUGGUGUUGGAUCCUCAACAGCGUCUUGUGCCACUCGGUGUUAUGGGCGAGCUGGUCCUGACGGGCGAUGGAGUGGCUCGCGGGUACACCGACGCAUCGCUGAACAAGGGUCGAUUCGUUGAUGUCACUGUAGACGGCAUGACCAUGCGGGCCUAUCGCACUGGUGACCGAGCAAGAUACCGACCUAGCGACGCCCAGAUGGAGUUCUUCGGCCGCAUGGAUCAGCAAGUCAAAAUUCGAGGUUUCCGCGUCGAGCCGGCCGAGGUCGAGCAGGUCCUGCUCAGACAUCCCGCUGUUCGUGACGCAGCCAUCGUCAUCCGGAAGCAAGAAGACCACGGUGUCGAGAUGGUCGGCUUCAUUGCAGCACGGGACGAGCAGUUCAUUCAAGAUGCUCAGAACGAGAUCAGCAACCGGGUCGAAGGCUGGGGUAACCACUUUGAGACGAGUACAUACGUGGAUAUCGAGAAGAUCGACCAGUCUGUUGUCGGCAACGAUUUCAUGGGCUGGACGUCCAUGUACGAUGGCACCGAGAUCGAUAAGGGGGAGAUGCAGGAAUGGCUAGACGACACCAUGGCCACCAUUCUCGAUAGCCAGCCGGCCGGUCGUGUACUUGAAAUCGGCACUGGCAGUGGAAUGAUCUUGUUCAACCUGGGCGAGGGUCUAGAAAGCUACGUUGGCCUCGACCCGUCCGCUUCCGCAGUCUCCUUUGUUCGCAAAAAGAUCCAGUCUGUUGGUUCUGUGGCUGGAAAAGCGCAGGUCUACGUUGCUACUGCAACCGACGUGGCCGGGCUUGAUGGGCUCCAGGCGGAUCUCGUUGUGACAAACUCCGUCGCUCAAUACUUCCCCAACGCAGAGUACCUCUUGCAGGUCAUUCAGGAUCUCAUCAAAAUCCCUGGGGUCAAGCGUCUAGUCUUUGGCGACAUGCGAUCCUGGGCAAUCAACAACGACUUCCUGGCGGCCAGAGCACUGCGUGCACUUGGACCGGUAGCCACCAAAGCAGAGAUCCGGCGCAAGAUCCGGGAGCUCGAAGAUCGCGAGGAAGAGUUCCUUGUCGACCCGGCAUUCUUUACGGCCCUCACAAGCCGAUUCCCGGAUCGUAUCUGGCACGUUGAGGUCCUACCCAAGCGCAUGAAGGCCACCAACGAGCUCAGCGCGUACCGGUACCAGGCUAUCGUCCACGUGCGAGGACUAGACGAGCAGAUACAACAACAUGCACACGUGAUUGAGCCUGAGGCAUGGAUCGACUUCAAGGUAUCUCAUCUUGACCGCAGUGGACUUCUCAGCUUGCUUCAAGGUUCGCCUGAUGCGCAAACUGUCGCCAUAGGCAAUGUCCCUUACAGCAGGACCAUUGUCGAACGGCUGCUCGUCGAGUCGCUCACCAACCUUGACGAACCGGGCUCAACGGACGGCGCAGAUUGGAUCUCGAGUAUCCACGAGGUGGCUGAGCAGUGCGUGUCUCUGUCUCCGUUUGACCUUGUUCAACUGGGCAAGGAGGCAGGCUUCCGCGUGGAGUUUAGCUGCGCGCGGCAACGGUCACAAAACGGGGCGUUCGAUGCCGUCUUCCAUCGCCUCCAGCCUGCCCACGAAAACAGCCGCAUGCUGAUCCAGUUCCCGACAGAAGAUCAAGGUCGUUCAAACAGUCAACUGACCAGCCGCCCGCUGCAACGACAACAGAGCCGCAAGGUGGAGGCGAAGAUCCGCGAGUACCUCCAGGCCUUGCUCCCACCGUAUAUGAUCCCUACCCAGAUCACGGCACUCGAUUCACUGCCGGUCAAUGCAAACGGUAAGGUUGAUCGUCGCGAACUUACUCUGAGGGCACAAACCGCGCCUAGGAGCAGGAUUGUGACUGCUCGUGUUGCACCCCGUAACGAAGUGGAAGCUAUCCUCUGUGAGGAAUUUACAGACGUACUUGGCGUCCAGGUCGGCAUCACCGACAACUUCUUCGACCUUGGCGGCCACUCGCUCAUGGCCACGAAGCUGGCUGCGCGUCUUACCCGUCGUCUAGAGGCCCGCGUAUCUGUCAAGAACAUCUUUGACCAGCCAGUCCUAGGAGACCUCGCCGCUACUGUCCAGCAAGGCUCCACAAAGCACAACAUCAUCCCAUCCCAAUCCUACAACGGCCCGAUUGAGCAGUCUUUCGGCCAAGGUCGCAUUUGGUUCCUCCAUCAGCUUGAGCUAGGCGACUCUUCUGGAUAUCACAUGCCGAUUGCGGUUCGCACGAGCGGUCCUCUUCAAAUCGACGCGCUCCGCACUGCUCUUAACGCCCUUGUGCAGCGCCAUGAGACAUUACGCACGACUUUCGAGGAGCAUGACGGCGUAGGAGUCCAGGUUGUACAUCCCACGACCUACAACAAGGAGUUCCGCGUCAUUGAAGUCUCUGACGGGCGGUACGAUGAGAUUCUGCGACAGGAGCAGGCGAGACCCUUUGACCUCACCUCGGAACCAGGCUGGCGCGUCGCGCUGCUCCGUCUUGGAACAGAUGAUCAUGUGAUUUCGAUUAUUAUGCAUCACAUCAUAUCUGAUGGGUGGUCCUUUGAGGUCCUUCAACGCGAGCUGACGGCUUUCUAUGCUGCGGCUCUUCGCGGCCAGGACCCCUUAUCGCAGGUUUCGCCUCUUCCCAUCCAAUAUCGAGACUUUGCUACAUGGGAGAAGGAGGAUGCGCAAGUGGUUGAGCAUGAACGUCAACUCGCAUACUGGAAGCAGGAGUUGGCUGGCAGUCAACCAGCCACCCUCUUGUGCGAUAAGCCACGUCCUGCCACGAUUUCUGGCAACGGUGGCCUUGUUGAACUUUCUAUCGAAGGGCCUCUCUAUGAGAAGCUUGAGAAAUUCUGCCGUACCUACCAGGCCACCUCGUUUGCUGUGCUACUCGCUGCGUUCCGUGCAGCCCACUAUCGUUUAACUGGCGAUGACGACGUAACGAUCGGCACGCCAAUUGCCAACCGCAACCGGUCAGAGCUGGAAGACCUUAUCGGCUUUUUCGUUAAUACCCAGUGCAUGAGGAUUGCAAUUGAUGACAACCAAACAUUUGACGGACUGGUUCGACAGGUGCGGUCAACGGCGACGUCUGCGUUUGAAAACCAAGAUGUUCCUUUUGAGCGCAUCGUGUCAGCUCUUCUACCUGGGUCGAGAGACACGUCCCGCAACCCGCUGGUUCAGCUUAUAUUCGCAGUCCACUCACAGCAGGACAUUGGCAAGAUCCAGCUUGAAGGUCUUACUGGAACCACUUUGCCAUUUACGCCUACCACGCGAUUCGAUCUUGAGUUUCACCUGUUCCAAGAAGAAGGAAGACUCAGAGGUACUGUCUUUUACUCCACGGACCUCUUUGAAGCAAAGACGGUGCAGACUGUGGUCGAAGUGUUCCAAGAGGUGUUGCGCCGAAGCCUCGACCAACCGCAGGCGCCCAUUGCAGGCCUGCCUCUCACCGAUGGAUUGCCAGCCCUACGUAACUUGGGACUGCUUCAGGUCGACAAGUCAGACUAUCCUCGGGAGUCCAGCGUGGUGGACAUCUUCCGUCAGCAGGUGUCUGCCUACCCUCAGUCAAUUGCUGUCAAGGAUGCCUCUUCUCAGUUGACCUACACCCAACUGAACGAGAAGUCAGACAGACUCGCUGCCUGGCUGCGCCAGCGCAAGCUUGCUACUGGAUCAUUAGUUGGGGUUCUAGCUCCACGAUCAUGCGAGACCAUUGUUGCCUUCCUGGCAAUCCUUAAGGCGAACCUGGCCUAUCUGCCGUUUGACAACAAUUUGCCUGCUGCUCGCCUCGAGGACAUCUUAUCUGAGGUUUCUGGCGAUAAGCUGGUGCUGGUUGGCGCCACGGUACCUAUGCCGGAUAUAAAGGUGCCUGGUGUGCAGCUAGUACAAAUUGUCGAGGCCUUGAGCCAUCCUCUUCAGGCGGAGGAUGGUGUAGACUCAGUCGCAGGCCCGCACGCAACCAGCCUCGCAUAUGUCAUGUUCACUUCUGGCUCGACCGGCCGUCCGAAGGGUGUUAUGGUUGAGCACCGCGGAAUCGUGCGACUCGUGAAGCAUACACACCAGCAUCUGCAAGUCGAGGCUGGAGUCAGCAUUGCCCAUGUGUCCAACCUGGCCUUUGACGCCACGACAUGGGAGAUUUAUUCGCCGCUUCUCAAUGGCGGCACACUCGUCUGUCUCGACCAAAUGACGGUCCUUAGCCCCCCUCUCUUGCUCGACGCAUUCAGCACCAAUAACAUUACCGUGGCGUUCUUCACCACCGCUUUGCUGCGCCAAGUCCUUGAAGUUAUGCCUUCCAUCGUUAGCAAGCUGGACGUCUUGUUCACUGGAGGCGAGACAAUGCGAUCUCAAGACGCGUUCAAGGCUCGUGAGCUCGUCCGGAAAGCGCUCUGCCACGUCUACGGACCGACAGAAAACACGACCUACAGCACCAUGUACACAAUGGGCCCUGAUGAGCGUUGCGUGAACGGACUUCCUAUCGGACGGGCCAUCAAGAACUCUGGAGCCUACAUUAUGGACUCUCACCAGCAACUUGUGCCUCUGGGUGUGAUCGGCGAGCUUGUCGUGACAGGCGACGGUCUGGCCCGCGGAUAUACGAAUGCGACGCUAGAUCUGAACCGCUUCCUGAAAGUCACCAUCGAUGGUCAGUCUGUGCGGGCAUAUCGGACCGGUGACCGCGCGCGAUACCGGCCAGCAGAUGGUGAAAUCGAAUUCAUUGGCCGUACGGAUAAUCAGGUCAAGAUUCGUGGGUACCGUAUCGAGACGGCCGAGGUCGAACAAGCUUUGGCCGGCCUCACAGGAGUUCGCGAUUCAGCUAUCGUGAUCCGGAAGUUCGAAGACCAGCAGCCGGAGAUGGUUGGUUUCGUCACGGUCAACACGGAUGUGCAGCAGGAGCAGGCGGAGGAUGAGGACGAAGAGUCAGCUGCCGCCGCCGCCGCCGCCGCCGCCAACGUGACGGAGAGGAACAUUCGACAGCGGCUCCAGGCCGUCCUGCCCUCCUACAUGGUGCCGUCGCAGAUCAUCGUGGUGGAUCACCUGCCUCUCACAGCCAACGGAAAGGUUGAUCGUCGCGAGCUUGUGAGGAGGGCCCUGACGACUCUGAGAACCAGCACUGUUUCACUGCGCGUAGCACCGCGUAACGAAGUCGAAGCAGCCCUUUGUGAAGAGUAUGCAAAGGUGCUCGGCAUCGAAGUCGGCAUUACUGACAAUUUCUUUGACCUUGGUGGCCACUCGCUGAUGGCGACAAAGCUGGCAGCACGUAUUAGUCGUAGGUUGGACGCCCGCGUGUCGGUCAAGGAUAUCUUUGACCAGCCGGUCCUUGUCGACCUUGCCGCCAUCAUCCGACCAGGCUCCGCCCAACAUAGCCCCAUCACCCCAAUGCCGUACUAUGGACCAGUCGAGCAAUCGUUUGCCCAGGGACGACUCUGGUUUUUGGACAAGCUUAAUACGGGUGCGCUAUGGUACCUGAUGCCCCUUGCGGCGCGUCUGCGAGGACCCCUGCGUGUGGAUGCGCUUGCUGCUGCGAUAAACGCUCUACAAGAGCGCCACGAGACGUUGCGGACGACCUUCGCGGAACAAGACGGCGUUGGUGUGCAAGUCGUUCACCCACCCUGCAAGAAGGAGCUGAAAGUCAUCGACCUCUCUACCGCCCGUGAUAGCGGUAGCUACAUCGAGCCGCUCCAGAAGGAGCAGACAACCUCUUUUGACCUUGCAUCUGACCUGGGCUGGAGGGUGACCUUGUACAAGCUCGGAGAAGACGAUCACGUUUUGUCCAUCGUCAUGCACCACAUUAUUUCCGAUGGUUGGUCUGUCGACAUUUUACGCAAAGAACUCGGUGCUUUCUAUGCUGCAGCACUUCGUGGAGAAGACCCCUUGGCGCGGGUGCGCCCUCUCCCCAUCCAGUAUCGCGAUUUCGCCGUGUGGCAGAAGAGCGAUGCCCAAGUCAUUGACCAGCAGCGGCAGCUUGAGUACUGGACCGAACAACUGGCAGACAGCACGCCUGCCGAGUUCUUGAGCGAUAAGCCGCGGCCGGCCACACUUUCAGGCGACGCCGGCGUAGUCCAGCUCACCAUCAAGGGCUCUGUGUAUGAGAGUCUGCAAGCCUACUGCAGAGCCAACCACUUCACUUCCUUUGCCGUACUGCUUGCAGCUUUCCGUGCUACACAUUACAGGCUCACAGGUGUGGAAGACGCAACCAUCGGAACCCCGAUCGCCAACCGCAACAGGCCUGAACUUGAGGACCUAAUCGGCUUCUUUGUGAACGCCCAGUGUAUGCGGACGGUUAUUCACGAUAACGAGACAUUCGACAGCCUCGUCCAGCAGGUCCGUACCACCACAGCUGCAGCCUUCGAGAACCAGGACGUCCCGUUCGAGAGCGUUGUGACGGCCCUCCAGCCUAGCACUCGUGAUGCGUCCCGUAACCCGUUGGUACAGCUCAUGUUCGCCUUGCACUCGCAGCACGACCUCGGUAGGAUACCUCUUGAGGGCCUGGCUAGUGAGCGUGUCCAGACGCCCGCGACGACCCGGUUUGACCUGGAAUUCCACUUGUUCCAGGAAGAAGGCCAGCUGGGCGGCAACAUCCUUUACGCCUCUGACUUGUUCGAGGCUGCUACUAUUCAAGGUGUCGUCGACAUCUUCCAGGAGGUACUGCGUCGCGGCCUUGCACAGCCAGAUACGUCCAUCGCAUCCCUGCCACUUACAGAUGGGCUAUCUGGGCUGCACACUACUGGUCUAGUGGAUGUAGAGAAGACUGAGUACCCGCGAGAGUCAAGUGUGGUGGAUGUCUUUGCCGAGCAGGUCGCUGCUGUCCCGGAUGCGAUCGCUGUCAAAGACCUAACCUUACAGUUGACCUACUCGCAGCUGGACCAUGAAUCCGGCGUUCUCGCGGCUUGGCUCCGGCAACAAAACAUCGCACCCGAAACGCCCAUCGCCGUCUUCGCUCCCCGGUCGUGCGAGACUAUCGUCGCCUUCCUCGGUAUCCUCAAGGCAAACCUGGCAUACCUGCCUCUUGACGUCAACGUACCAGCGGCACGACUUACGUCUAUCCUUUCGGCUGUGGAGGGCAAGGUACUUCUCCUGCUCGGCUCCACGGUCGCCAGGCCCAACCUGGAGCUACCAAACGUAUCCAUGGUUCCCAUUAGCGAUGCCCUUCGUGACGCCCCCUACGAUAACCGUUUCUGGAACCUCCCAGGACCGAGUGCCACGAGCCUUGCCUACAUCAUCUUCACAUCUGGCUCAACCGGCAAGCCAAAGGGCGUCAUGAUUGAGCACCGCGGUAUCGUAAGGUUGGUGAAGCAGAGCAACGUUGUCGCAAAGCUCCCACCAUCAGCGCGCGUUGCGCACCUAUCGAAUGUUGCAUUUGACGCGUCCACCUGGGAAAUCUACUCGGCGCUGCUGAACGGCGGCACCCUGGUUUGCAUCGACUACUUCACCACCCUGGAUCCUGCGUCCCUUAAUACGCUUUUCCUCAAGGAGCAGAUCCAGGCGGCCAUGCUGCCACCUGCGUUGCUAAAGCAGUGUCUGAAGCCCAUGGCUGCUACGCUUGGUGCGUUGGAUCAGCUGUUCGCUGCGGGCGAUCGAUUUGACGGCCACGAUGCCGCCGCAGCGCAGGCGUUGGUGCAGGGGAGUGUGUACAACGCAUACGGUCCAACCGAGAACACAAUUCUCAGCACCAUCUACGAAGCGUCUGAGAAGGACUCAUUUGUCAACGGCGUGCCUAUUGGCAAGGCCGUCAGCAAUUCCGGCGCGUAUAUCCUGGAUCCCAAGCAGCAGCUUGUGCCUGUGGGUGUGAUGGGCGAGCUUGUGGUCACGGGAGAUGGUCUCGCCCGAGGCUAUACCGAUGCGGCACUCAACAAGGAUCGGUUCUCUCAGGUGGCCAUUCAUGGGCAAGUUGUCAGGGCGUACCGGACUGGCGAUCGCGUGCGAUACCGCCCCACGGAUGGUCAGAUUGAGUUCUUCGGGCGGAUGGACCAACAGGUCAAGAUCCGUGGCCACCGUGUGGAACCGGCCGAAGUGGAGCAGGCGCUACUCAAUCACAGCGACGUGCUCGAUGCCGCUGUCGUCCUCCGCAGACAGGAGGGUGAAGAAACCGAAAUGAUUGGGUUCGUGGCGGCUCGGACCGAUCAAUCGCUGGAGAAGAACGAGGCUACCAACCAGGUGGAAGGCUGGGGCAAUCACUUCGAGACGAGCACCUACGCCGACAUUGAGACAAUCGACCAAUCGGUGGUCGGUAACGACUUCAUGGGAUGGACUUCCAUGUAUGACGGUGCUGAAAUCGACAAGACUGAGAUGCAGGAAUGGCUCGACGAUACUAUGCGUACUCUCCACGACGGACAGCCGGCCGACCGCGUGCUCGAGAUCGGAACUGGUACUGGCAUGAUCCUCUUCAACUUGGAAAACCUCAAGAGCUACGUCGGCCUUGACCCCUCCAGCUCGGCGGCCACUUUCGUCAACAGCAAGAUCCAGACCGUCCCGACACUGGCCGGCAAAGCCAAGGUACUCGUCGGUACGGCGAUGGACGUGGGUGAGCUUGACGUUCAGGCCAGCCUGGUCGUGACCAACUCUGUUGCACAGUACUUCCCGUCAGGCGAGUAUUUGUUCCAGGUGGUCGAGCAUCUCACCCGCCUCCCUGGCGUUAAGCGCUUGUUCUUUGGAGAUAUGCGAACCUACGCCAUCAACAGAGACUUCCUCGCAGCAAGGGCACUGCACGAUCUGGGCCCUGGCGCUACUAGAGAUGAAGUCCAGCGUAGGUUGGCUGAGCUGGAGGAGCGCGAAGAGGAACUGCUCGUUGACCCGGCCUUCUUCACAGGGCUUACGGACCGUCUUCCUAACAGCGUCUGGCAUGUGGAGAUUUUGCCAAAGCAGAUGAAGGCCACCAACGAACUUAGCGCGUACAGAUACGCAGCCGUCGUACAUAUACGAGGCUCAAAAGACGACCAGCCACAGCAACUUGUGCAUGCUAUCAAGAAAGACGCUUGGGUCGAUUUCAAGAAAUCAAAGCUGGACUCGACUAAGCUUCUCGGUCUCCUUAAGAACUCAGGGGAUACCCUCACCGUUCCUGUCGCCAACAUCCCCUACAGCAAAACCAUUGUGGAGCGACUCCUGGCUGAGUCGCUGGAUGAUGACGAUGAGACGCAACGCAGUGUCGACGGUGCAGCUUGGGUCUCGGCCAUCCGAAGCGCAGCAGAGCGCUGUGCUUCCCUCUCUGCGGCGGACCUUGUCCAGCUCGGUGAACAAGCCGGUUUCCGCGUGGAACUCAGUUGGGCGCGUCAGCGAUCCCAGAAUGGAGCCAUCGACGCCGUGUUCCAUCGCCAUGAACUCGGCAGCAAGCAAACCCGCGUGCUAUUCAGCUUCCCAACUGAACAUCAUGGCCGGCUGUCCAGCCUGCUUACCAACCGGCCUCUGCAGCGAGUCCAGAGCCGCCGUCUCGAGACGCAAAUCCGGGAACAGCUCCAAGCUGUACUUCCACCUUACAUGAUCCCAGUCCAGAUCGUGGUGAUGGACCAGCUACCGCUCAACGCCAACGGAAAGAUUGACCGACGUGAGUUGACGCGCAAGGCAAAGGCUGCACCCAAGACAAAGGUCUUGUCAACCGAGCGAGUAGAGCCACGAAACGAGGUUGAAGCAGUGUUGUGCGAAGAGUUCUCUGUGGUUCUGGGAGUGGAAGUGGGAAUUACAGACAACUUCUUCGACCUCGGCGGCCAUUCUCUCAUGGCCACAAGGCUCGCGGCCCGCCUCAGCCGAAGGUUAAACACCCGUAUCUCCGUCAAGGACAUCUUCGACCAGGCCCUCAUCAUUGAUUUGGCCGCCACUAUUCGGCAGGGUUCCAGCAAGCACAAUGCUAUCAAGCCUGAGCCUUAUAACGGUCCGGUUGAACAGUCAUUCGCCCAAGGUCGUUUGUGGUUCCUGGACCAACUCGACCUCGGGGCAUCAUGGUAUAUCAUGCCACUUGCGGUGCGCCUCCGCGGGCCUCUGCAGGUGCAGGCGCUCGCCGCCGCUCUCCAAGCUCUGGAGCUGCGCCACGAAACACUGCGCACAACGUUCGAAGAGCAUGACGGUGUUGGCGUACAAGUCGUUCACCCGUACGAUCCAAAGGAGCUCCGAGUGAUUGAUGUGUCGGCAGACUAUACUGAGGCACUCCAGAAGGAACAGAGCACUCCCUUCGACCUCGCUGUUGAACCCGGAUGGCGCCCAGCCCUACUUCGCCUGGGUGAACAAGAUCACAUUCUAUCCAUCGUCAUGCAUCACAUUAUCUACGAUGGAUGGUCCCUUGAAAUCCUGCAGCGUGAACUAGCCACCUUCUACGCCUCUACAGUCCAGGGCCAAGACCCCCUGGCUCAUGUACUGCCGCUGUCUAUUCAGUACAGAGAUUUCGCCGUAUGGCAGAAGCAGGAGGCGCAGGUUGCUGAGCACGAACGUCAACUAUCCUACUGGCGGCAACAGCUGGAGGGCGGUCAACCGGCCAGCCUGUUCUGCGAUAAGUCCCGACCUGCCGCCCUUUCUGGAGAUGCUGGUCUCGUCUCCGUUGCCAUUGAGGGCUCAACGUACAAGAACCUCCAUGCUUAUUGCCGGGCUCGCCAGGCCACGCCCUUCACCGUUCUCUUGGCCGCAUUCCGAGCUGCCCAUUACCGCCUGACUGGUGUUGAAGACGCAACUAUAGGUACGCCCAUCGCCAACCGUAACCGGUCAGAGCUCGAGGACUUGGUCGGCUUCUUCGUCAAUACCCAAUGCAUGCGCAUCACUAUCGAAGAAGAAGAAGAAACCUUUGAGUCACUGGUUCAGCAGGUACGAGCUACUGUCAACACUGCAUUCGAGAACCAAGAUGUGCCGUUUGAGCGUGUCGUCUCAGCAUUACAACCCGGAUCCAGGGAUACGUCGCGCAACCCGUUGGUGCAGCUUAUGUUUGCCGUUCAUUCCCAGCAGGGCCUUGGUGGCAUACAACUGGAUAAUGUGACUAGUGAACGUUUGCCAAACGCAGCAACAACACGAUUUGACAUAGAGUUCCACUUGUUCCAGGAAAGAGGGCGGCUUACGGGUAGCAUCCUGUAUGCUACUGACCUUUUUGCACCCGACACGAUCCGUGGCGUAGUCGACAUUUUCCAAGAAGUCCUGUGUCGCAGCCUUGAGCAGCCAGAAGCAGCCCUCUCGUCUCUACCGUUGACUGACGGCCUAGUUGAACUUCGUAACAUGGGUCUGCUUGCCAUUCCGAAGACGGUUUACCCCAGAUACGCCAGCGUGGUGGACCUUUUCUGCGAGCAGGCGCUCAACCAUCCCGAGUCGCCAGCUGUUGUUGAUGCUUCCUCAACUCUGACAUAUGCCCAGCUGGAUCAGCAGUCCACCAAGCUGGCAGCGUGGCUUCAACUUCAGGGUCUGGCGGAAGAGACCCUUGUCGGUGUUCUGGCGCCGCGGUCGUGCGAUACUAUUGUGGCCUUCCUUGGUAUCCUCAAAGCCAAUCUAGCAUACCUCCCGCUCGACGUCAAUGUGCCUGCUGCACGUCUUGAGGCCAUCCUUUCUUCUGUUCCGGGGCGUAAGUUGCUAUUCUUGGGCACUGAGGUUCCUGUUCCCGACUCGCCGCUCGCAGACGUCGAGCUGGUGAGGAUCGGUGAGGCGCUCAAGGGCUCGCGCAACACUCAGGGCACCGCCUCGCCGCCGUCUGCAACAAGCCUCGCAUACGUCAUGUUCACCUCCGGCUCGACUGGAAAACCAAAGGGAGUCAUGGUCGAACACCGCGGCAUCGUUCGUCUCGUCAAGAACAGUAACGUGGUGUCCAAGCUACCGAAAGCAGCUCGCGUGGCGCACUUGUCCAACGUGGCAUUUGAUGCCGCAACGUGGGAAAUCUAUUCUGCCCUGCUGAAUGGAGGCACCAUAGUCUGCGUUGACUACUUCACCACCCUCGACAGCAAGGCUUUACAGGCUUUGUUUGAGCGCGAGCAGGUUCAAGCAGCCAUGUUCCCUCCUGCACUGCUCAAGCAGUGCCUUGCCAACGCUCCCACCAUGCUUAGCUCCAUCAAGCUGCUGUUCGCUGCUGGCGAUCGCUUCGAUGCUCGCGAUGCGAUCAAAGUCAACUCCAUUGUUCCGGGAAGCGUUUUCAACGCUUACGGGCCGACUGAAAACACGAUUCUCAGCACCAUCCACGAGGUCAGCGACCAGGACUCGUACGCCAACGGCGUUCCGAUCGGCCAGGCCGUCAGCAACUCCGGGGCCUACAUCAUGGAUGUGCGCCAACGACCCGUGCCAAUUGGUGUCAUGGGAGAACUCAUCGUCUUGGGCGACGGCCUUGCGCGAGGAUAUACUGACUCAGCACUGGACAAGGAUCGCUUUGUCCAUAUCAAUAUUGAUGGCAUGCCGCCAGUGCGGGCAUACCGAACCGGUGACCGCGCGCGGUACCGGCCUGAUGGGCAAAUCGAAUUUUUGGGCCGCAUGGAUCAGCAGGUCAAGAUCCGCGGCCACCGCGUCGAGCCUGCCGAGGUGGAGCAGGCCAUCCUCCGGCAUACCGCAGCAUCUGAUGCCGUCGUCGUGCUGCGUAAGCAAGAAGGCCAGGAGCCGGAGAUUGUAAGCUUCGUCGCUGUACGAUACUCCAACGGCGUGAUCGCAGAGCAUGCGGAAGCCAGACAACAGCAGUUCGCUUCGAAGACAGAAAAGGAGAUGCACCAAAAGCUCCAGACCGUACUGCCGCCUUACAUGGUGCCGGCUCAGAUCGUUGUACUGGACCAACUACCUCUCAACGCCAACGGCAAGGUCGACCGCCGGUUGCUUGCGCACAGGGCCCAGACAACAACCAACUCGGCAUCUGCCAUCGCCCUGUCGACUCGCGUGGCACCGCGUAACGACGUUGAGGCGGUGCUUUGCGAGGAAUUCACAGACGUCCUCGGGGUCGAAGUCGGAAUCCAAGACAGCUUCUUCGAUCUCGGUGGGCAUUCUCUAAUGGCAACUAAGCUUGUUGCACGCCUCAGCCGCCGACUGAACGCCUGUGUAUCCGUCAAGGCUGUGUUUGACUACCCAGUUCCCGCCGAUCUCGCAUCUACCAUUCGAACAGGCUCCAAGAAACAUAACCCUAUCGAAGCAACUGAAUACCGCGGACCUGCUGAACAGUCCUUCGCGCAGGCCCGUCUGUGGUUCAUCGACCAGCUCGAGCUCGGCGCUUCCUACAUCAUGCCCCUAGCCUUGCGCAUGCGUGGACCUCUCUCUGUCAACGCACUUAGCCUAGCGCUACAUGCCCUCGAGCAGCGCCAUGAGACUCUUCGAACUACGUUCGAGGAACAAGACGGCGUAGGUGUCCAAGUAAUCCACAAGACCAAGAGCCAAGGAGAGACUCUCAGGGUCAUUGAUGCAUCGGGAGGGCAUGAAGACGCCUACAUCAAGCUACUCCAAAGAGAGCAGGCUACUCCAUUUGACCUGGCGACUGAGCCAGGUUGGCGCGUUGCACUUUUGCGACUGGGCGACGAUGAUCACAUUCUCUCAAUCGUCAUGCAUCAUAUCAUCUCCGAUGGCUGGUCCAUCGAGGUUCUUCAGCGCGAGUUGGUAGCCCUGUACGCCGCGGCUAUCCGAGGCCAGGAUCCCCUCACCCACUUAAGCCCGCUUGCGAUCCAAUACCGUGACUUCACCGUCUGGCAGAAGCAAGAGGCCCAGAUGGCCGAACACGACCGUCAACUAGAGUACUGGACAAAGCAACUGCAAGGUGGUCAACCAGCAAGACUACUCUGUGACAAGCCACGACCAACUGUCUUGUCAGGCAGCGCAGGUGCCGUGUCACUCAGCAUCGAGGGCGAGGUUUACGACGCCUUACAGACCUUCUGCCGCGCUCAGCAGACUACUUCCUUUGCUGUGCUUCUCGCUGCGUUCCGUGUAGCACAUUAUCGCCUCACAGGGGCCGACGAUGCAACAAUCGGCACGCCUAUCGCCAAUCGCAACCGAUCUGAACUUGAGGAUAUGAUCGGCUUCUUCGUUAACACCCAGUGUAUGCGAAUCGUCAUUGACGAAGAUGAGACGUUCGGCAGCCUUGUUCAACAGGUCCGCUCCACAGCAACCGCUGCGUUUGAAAAUCAGGAUGUGCCUUUUGAGCGCGUCGUAUCGGCUCUGCUCCCUGGCUCCAGGGAUACAUCCCGCAACCCAUUGGUCCAACUCAUGUUCUCCCUCAACUCUCAACAAGACCUUGGACGGAUCCAGCUGGAAGGAUUGACCAGCGAGGCCAUGCCCUCAGCCGCCACAACCCGAUUCGACGUUGAGUUCCAUCUCUUCCAGGAGGCUGAGCGUCUAGGUGGAACUGUGCUCUAUUCUGCCGACUUGUUCGAGCCUGAGACUAUUCGCAGUGUAGUCGAUAUCUUCCAAGAGGUCCUCCGCCAGGCACUUCUGCAACCGGAAGCCCCAUUGGGGGCCCUGCCGUUUGCCCACGCUGAAGAAGAUCUUCGUAACAGGGGCCUGCUUGACAUUGAGGUGACCAAGUACCCUCGAGAGACAAGUGUUACGGAGCUUUUCUGCAAACAGGUCAUCGCACAGCCAAACACCAUUGCCGUUACAGACGCAACUUCUCAACUGACGUACGCCGAACUGGAUCAACAAUCCGACAAGCUUGCCAACUGGCUGCGGCGGCGUCACCUCAGUCCUGAGACCCUGGUGGGUGUGCUUGCACCUCGAUCAUGCGAGACCGUUGUUGCCUUCAUUGGUAUCCUUAAGGCCAACCUGGCUUAUCUGCCUCUCGAUGUCAAUGUGCCCACCGCGCGUGUUGAGGCGAUCCUCUCCUCCGUCGCUGGGAAAAAGCUGGUCCUGGUCGGCCCGGAGGUCUCUACCGAUAUUUCGCUGCCCGACGUCAAGUUAGUGCGAAUCAGUGACGCUCUCAGCGACAAUGUGAACCCCAACGGUGUGAGCAACAAUGCGAGCAGCUUCAUCUCUCAACCCAACGCAAACAGCCUCGCGUACGUUAUCUUCACAUCCGGCUCUACUGGCAAGCCUAAGGGCGUUAUGGUUGAGCACCGAAGCAUCGUCCGCCUGGUCAAGGAAACCAACUUGAUCCCCCAGGUGCAGGCAACGGCGGCCGUCGCCCAUAUCUCCAACCUGGCCUUUGACGCGGCCACCUGGGAGAUCUAUGCCCCGCUUCUCAACGGAGGUAUGCUCGUUUGCGUUGAUCAUCUGACGGUUCUCAACUCUGGCGACCUUGGCCGAGUCCUCUCCAGCAAGAGAGUCACCGCUGCCUUCUUUACGACUGCCCUCUUGAAGCAGUUCCUGGAAGAAACGCCCUCAAUUAUCAGCGGUCUUGACCUUUUGUUUGCGGGUGGUGAGUGGAUGCGGCCGCAAGAUGCGCAGAAGGCGGUACAGCUGGUGCGCCACUCUUUCUGCCACGUCUACGGCCCAACGGAGAACACAACCUUUAGUACGAUGUACCCGAUGCAUCCAAAGGAGCAGUGCGCCAAUGGCGUCCCAAUUGGCCGAGCCAUCAGCAACUCAGGGGCUUAUAUUAUGGACCUGCGCCAGCAGCUCGUACCUAUCGGCGUUAUGGGAGAGCUCGUCGUCACUGGUGACGGCCUUGCACGCGGAUACACCGACGCAACCCUGGAUCUAAAUCGAUUUGUUGACGUUACGAUCGCCGGCCAGGUUGUUCGGGCGUACCGAACAGGAGACCGUGCCCGCUUCCGGCCCACGGACGGCCAGAUCGAAUUCUACGGCCGUAUGGACCAGCAGGUCAAGGUCCGAGGCCACCGAAUCGAACCCGCCGAGAUAGAGCAGGCGAUGCUCAGCUACGCCGGGGUCGGUGACGCGAUCAUCGUCUUCUCAAAGUCAGAGGACGGCCGGGACCCGGAGCUUAUCGGUUUCUUUACCGCUCAGUACACCAACGGCGUCGUGAACAAAGACGAUGCAUCGGGAGAGGAAAAGUUCGCCGCAAAGAUGGAAAAAGACCUCAGACAACACCUACAAAAUGUCCUCCCAUCAUACAUGGUCCCUGCUCGAACCUCACGACUGGGUCAAAUGCCUCUUAAUGCCAAUGGCAAGGUCGACCGCCGCGAGCUGGCCCGCCGGGCUCAGACAUUGACGACCGACAGCACGGCAACGUCCGACAUCGUCUCUGAGCGCGUCCCACCGCGCAACCACGUCGAGGCCGUUCUUUGCGAGGAGUACGCUAAUGUACUGGGCGUUGAGGUCGGGAUUACCGAUAGUUUCUUCGACCUCGGCGGCCACUCUCUUAUGGCAACAAAGCUUGCGGCUCGCCUCAGCCGCCGCAUUCACGCUCGCGUAUCCGUCAAGGACAUUUUCGACCACCCAGUGCUAGCUGACCUCGCCAGUACAAUCCAGCGAGGCUCAACUCAGUACAGCCCCAUUCUUCCUACGCCUUACACUGGGCCCGUCGAGCAGUCUUUUGCCCAGGGUCGCCUUUGGUUCCUCGAGCAGCUUGAACUUGCAGCAUCCUGGUACCUCGUACCGCUUGCUGUUCGUUUACGUGGUCAGCUCAACAUCAAGGCUCUCGGUGCCGCACUUCAAGCUUUAGAGCAACGCCAUGAAACCCUCCGAACGACCUUCGAGGACCACGACGGCGUUGGCAUCCAAAUCGUCCAGCCGAGCCAGGCUAAGGAACUUAGACUGAUUGAAAUCUCCGCUUCAGACGAAAAGAGCUACCUGGCAACGCUUCGCAAGGAACAGACAACCCCUUUCAAUCUUUCCUCAGAGCCAGGUUGGCGAGUCGCACUUCUGCGGUUCAGCGAUGAUGAUCACGUUCUGUCAAUCGUGAUGCACCAUAUCAUCUCUGACGGUUGGUCGGUCGAUGUCCUGCGCAAAGAGCUCGGCCAGCUCUACACCACUGCUCUCACAGGCGCAGAUCCUUUAUCCCACAUUGACCCCUUACCCGUCCAGUACCGCGACUUCGCAGUUUGGCAAAAGCAAGAAAUGCAGGUGGCCGAGCACGAACGCCAACUUGACUACUGGAAGGAACAACUUCACGGAAGCCAGCCAGCCAGCCUGCUAUGCGAUAAGUCUCGCCCCGAGGUCCUCUCUGGUGACGCAGGCGUUGUCCAGCUCCAGAUCAAGGGUCGCCUAUUCGAAAGUCUCCAAGCCUUCUGUCGCAGCCAUUUCACAACCCCCUUUGUGGUCUUACUUGCUGCAUUCCGCACAGCUCACUACCGCCUUACGGGCACAGAGGACGCUACUAUCGGCACGCCCAUAGCCAACCGCAACCGCCCUGAACUUGAAGACUUGGUCGGCUUCUUCGUCAACACCCAGUGCAUGAGGAUUGCUAUUGAAGGCGAGGAGGAGACUUUUGACGGGCUGGUGCGAAAAGUCCGGUCAACAACCACAGCAGCGUUCGAGAAUCAGGACGUCCCGUUCGAACGCAUUGUAUCUGCUCUCCUGCCCGGCUCAAGAGACACCUCACGUAACCCGCUCGUCCAACUCCUCUUCGCAGUUCACUCCCAGCAGGAUAUUGGCAAACUGCAGCUUGAAGGCCUUGUGGGCGAAUCCCUUCCUAUGGCGCCCACUACCCGCUUCGACCUCGAAUUCCACUUGUUUGACGAGGAAGGUGGCCUUGGUGGCACUGUACUCUUUGCCGCUGACCUUUUCAAACCAGAGACCGUCCAAUGUAUAGUUGACGUCUUCCACGAGGUCCUACGUCGUGGUCUUGAGCAGCCUGAGAUAUCCCUUACAAGCCUACCUCUUACCGACGGGCUAGCAUCACUUAAUGAGUUGGGCCUGCUCGAGCUCAACAAGACAGACUACCCGCGGGAAUCCAGCGUAGUAGAUUUGUUCUCUGAGCAGGUGGCCGCCCAUCCGACGGCAAUUGCUGUUACGGACACGUCUUCAAUGCUCACGUACGCCGAGCUUGACGAACAAUCCAACAGACUUGAAGCUUGGUUACGUCAACGCCAGCUUUCUGCUGAGACGUUGAUUGGCGUCCUUGCGCCGCGGUCUUGCGAAACCAUCGUUGCCUUUAUCGGAAUCCUCAAGGCUAACCUGGCGUACCUACCACUUGACGUCAAUGUACCAGCUGCCCGCAACGAAACGAUUCUUUCAACGGUUCCUGGUCGCAAGUUGGUUCUCAUCGGCAGCGGCGUGCCUGCACCCGACUCACCGCUGCAAGAUGUUGAGCUGGUCCCGCUUACCGACGCGCUAGCCGCUGUCGUGAACCACAGGGACGCAGACAAUGUUGCUCGACCUCAUGCAAAGAGCCUGGCCUAUGUCAUGUUUACGUCCGGUUCAACCGGCCGUCCCAAGGGUGUUAUGAUCGAGCACCAUGGAAUCAACAGGUUGGUGAGGCAAAGCAGUCUCAUGUACAAGCUGCCCAAGGCGCCACGUGUAGCGCACCUUUCCAACACUGCUUUCGAUAAUUCCACUUGGGAAAUCUACAUUGCUCUCCUAAACGGCGGAACAGUGGUCUGCAUCGAUUAUUACACGACUAUUGACAGCAAGGCGCUCGAGAUCGUCUUCACCCAGGAAAGAGUCCAGGCGGCGAUGCUUCUUCCUUCGCUACUCAAGCAGUGCCUUGCCCAUGCGCCUGCUGCGAUUGCUGCCCUAGACAUCAUCCUGGCUGCUGGUGACCGUUUUGACGGGCGAGACGCCAUUGAAGCCCAAGACCUUGUACAGGUCAACGUCUAUAACGCGUAUGGUCCCACGGAGAACACAGUCACGAGCACUGUAUAUGCAGUCAAGGGAGACGAAGACUUCGUGAAUGGCGUUCCUAUCGGACGAGCCAUUAACAACACCGGCGCCUACAUUGUAGAUGCCCACCAGCAGCUUGUCUCCAUGGGCGUGAUGGGCGAACUUGUUGUGACAGGCGACGGUCUUGCUCGCGGUUAUACGGACCCGGCAUUAGAUACCGAUCGUUUCGUCCAGAUAUCCGUCAACAACCAGCUCACACGGGCUUACCGAACUGGUGAUCGGGCCCGCUUCCGCCCUGGAGACGGCCAGAUUGAGUUUUUCGGCCGUAUCGACCAGCAGAUCAAGGUGCGCGGUCAUCGCAUCGAGCCAGCGGAAAUUGAGCAAGCCAUGCUAGGCCAAUCCGCCGUUCUCGAUGCGGCCGUUGUUCUCCGUAAGCUUGAAGGCGAGGAAGCCGAUGUUGUCGGUUUCAUUGUCGCUCAGGGCGUCACUGCCGACACCGUCGCCGCCGCCGUGACGGAGAAGAAGAUCCUUCAACGACUCCAGACCCUGCUCCCGCCCUACAUGGUACCGGUCCAGAUCAUCGUGUUGGAUCAGAUGCCUCUUAAUGCCAACGGCAAGAACGAUCGCCGCGAGCUUGCGCGCAGGGCUCAGGCAGCGCCUAAGGGCAAGGAGACAUCUACACGCACAGCGCCAACCAACGACACUGAGGCUGCCCUGUGUGACGAGUUCGCGAGUGUGCUUGGCGUCGAUGUCGGCAUUACCGACAGCUUCUUCGACCUUGGCGGGCACUCGCUGAUGGCGACCAAGCUUGCGGCACGCCUAAGCCGACGGUUCCACACUCGGGUCUCAGUGAAGGAUAUCUUUGACCACCCUGUUAUCGUUGACCUUGCUGUCUCGAUGCAGCAAGAUUCAACGCAACACAAGGCUAUUGAGGCAGGCGAAUACUUUGGGCCCGUUGAGCAGUCUUUCGCCCAAGGUCGCCUUUGGUUCCUCGAGCAGCUUGACCUUGGCGCAACGGGAUACCUUGUACCUCUUGCGGUGCGACUGCAUGGCCCGCUUCGGACUGAUGCCCUCACAGCCGCAUUGUACGCUCUUGAACAACGCCACGAGACUCUUCGUACAACUUUUGAGGGCCAUGAAGGUGUCGGUGUGCAAGUUGUCCAGCCAGCUCACAGGAGACAACUCAAGGUGGUCAAUGUGCCGGCUGGGGAGGACUUCAUGGAACAACUGCAGCAGGAUCAGAAGACACCAUUCGAUUUGGCUUCCGAGCCAGGUUGGAGAGUCACCCUGCUUCGGCUAGGAGACCAGGACCAUGUCAUGUCUAUUGUGAUGCAUCACAUUAUAUCUGACGGCUGGUCUCUUGAUGUUCUUCAGCGCGAGCUGGCUGCUUUCUACGCCGCCGCACUUGAUGGAAAAGACCCCUUGUCGCAGGUUUCGCCUCUCCCUAUUCAAUACCGUGAUUUCGCGGUGUGGCAGAAACAACCGGCGCAGGUGGCCGAGCAAGACAGACAACUGGCCUACUGGAAGGACCAGCUCGAUAGCAGCCAGCCAGCCAGCCUUCUUUGCGACAAGCCACGGCCUACUAAACUGUCUGGCGACGCUGGUGUUAUCCAAUUCAAGAUCGACGGAACUGUGUACGACAACCUUCAAGAGUUCUGCCGGACGAACCAGACAACGCUUUUCACCGCCCUCUUUGCAGCCUUCCGGGCUACGCACUAUCGCCUGACUGGUGUAGAGGACGCCGCCAUUGGCACACCCAUUGCCAACCGCAACCAGCCAGAGCUUGAAGAAAUGAUUGGCUUCUUCGUCAACUCGCAGUGUAUACGGACAGCCGUAACUGACAAGGGAACCUUCAACGAGUUGGUUGGUCAGGUUCGAUCAACUGUGGCAGCCGCCUCUGAGCACCAGGAUGUGCCGUUUGAACGAAUUGUUUCUACGCUUCUGCCUGGAUCGAGAGAUACGUCUCGCAACCCCCUGGUUCAGCUUAUGUUCACUCUUCACGCGCAACAGGACCUUGGAAAGGUUCACUUGGAGGGACUCGAAGGUGAACCUCUGUCGAUGAAGCCAACCACUCGAUUCGAUGUAGAGUUUUAUCUCGCGCAGCAGGAUGGCUGUCUGGGUGGCAACGUCCUCUACUCUACAGACCUUUUCGAGGAGGAGACGGUUAGUGGCAUAGUCAACGUCUUCCAGGAAGUUCUAUCUCAGGGCCUCAGACAGCCUGAGGUGCCAAUCGCCGGACUUCUCCUUACCCAUGGACUCGCCGAGCUGCGUCAAAUGAGCCUUCUCGAUAUGGAGACCACAGACUAUCCGCGCGACGCAAGCGUCGUGGAUGCUUUUAAGGACCAGGCUUCGGCCCACCCGGAAGCGGUAGCCGUCUCUGAUGUCACAUCCUCUCUGACCUACCAUCAGCUGGAUCAGCAGUCCGACCAAAUCGCCGCCUAUCUCCAGCUUCGACAGAUAGCACCCGAAACGCUCAUUGGUGUGCUUGCGCAGCGCUCGUGCCAGACUGUCGUCACAUUCCUGGGUAUCCUCAAAGCCAAUCUCGCCUAUCUGCCGCUGGAUGUGAACGUUCCUACUGCUCGCGUCGAAGCUAUUCUAUCCGCCGUCCCAGGACACAAGUUGGUCUUGCUCGGCAAUGGUGUGCCCAAUCUCACGGCCGAGUCCCCAGAGAUUGAACAAGUACGAAUCAGUCACGCUCUUAGCCAGGGACAAACCGUCAGCCCUGUCGACUCCCGUCUGCGCGCCGCUGCCACCGCCACCAGUCUCGCUUAUGUUAUCUUCACAUCCGGCUCAACUGGCCGGCCCAAGGGCGUGAUGGUCGAACACCGCAGCAUUAUGCGCCUCGUCAAGUCGACCAACUUGAUGACACAGUCACAAGCAGCUAAGCCGAUUGCCCACAUCUCCAACCUGGCUUUCGACGCCGCCACGUGGGAGAUUUACGCACCUCUCCUCAAUGGAGGCACAGUGGUGUGCAUCGACCACAUGACAGUGCUGAACCCAACUGCCCUUGGCCAGGCACUUGUAGCCAACAGGGUUACAGCCGCCUUCGUAACAACAGCGCUUCUCAAGCAAUUCCUCGAGGAGAUGCCAUCUGUUAUCAGUGGCCUGGAUCUGCUCUUCGCUGGAGGUGAAACCAUGCGACCAAAGGAUGCCUUCAAAGCACGCGAACUUGUCCAGCAAGCAUUCUGCCACGUAUACGGCCCAACAGAAAAUACGACCUUUAGUACUGUGUACUCCAUGGGCGCAGAUGAGCGUUGCAUCAACGGCGUUCCUAUCGGAAGGUCUAUCAGCAACUCUGGAGCCUACAUCAUGGAUGCGCGUCAACAGCUUACCCCCAUUGGUACCAUGGGUGAGCUGGUCGUGACAGGAGAUGGCCUUGCCCGUGGCUACACUGACUCGGCAUUGGAUAAGGACCGUUUCGUGCAGGUCAAGAUUUCCGGGCGGUCUGUCAAAGCAUACCGCACGGGUGAUCGCGCAAGAUACCGACCUGGAGAUGGCCAGAUUGAAUUCUUCGGACGUAUGGAUCAGCAAGUGAAGAUCCGGGGUCACCGUAUCGAGCCGGCCGAGAUCGAACAAGCCAUGCUCAGCAUUAGCACCGUCCUUGACGCCGCUGUUGUCUUCCGCAAGCAAGAAGGUCAGGAUUCGGAUAUCGUGGGCUUCGUCGCAGCCCGAUAUGCCAAUGGUGUCUCUACUUCGCACGCCGAAAGCCUCGAGAAAGAACAACAAUUCGCUUGGGACACCGAGAGGGAGAUACGCCAGCGCCUUCAGACCUUGCUUCCACCCUACAUGGUACCAGCCCAGAUCAUCGUCCUGGACCAGCUCCCAUUGAACGCCAACAGCAAGGUCGACCGUCGCGAACUCGCUCAGAGGGCCCUCACUGCACCAAGGACGAGUGCCACCGCGAUACGUGUAGCGCCACGCAACGAAGUGGAAGAGGCACUAUGCGAGGAGUUUACCGAUCUACUUGGGGUUGAGGUCGGCAUUACAGACAACUUCUUUGACCUGGGCGGGCACUCUCUCAUGGCAACGAAGCUUGCGGCGCGUAUUAGCCGCCGGCUAGAUGCCCGCGUAUCCGUCAAGGAUGUCUUUGACCAACCUAUUCUUGCUGAUCUCGCAGCUGUGAUUCAGCAAGGGUCGAUGCUCCACAACGCAAUUAUCCCAACGCCGUAUAACGGGCCUGUUGAGCAGUCGUUUGCGCAAGGUCGCCUUUGGUUCCUGGACAAGUUCAACAUUGGUGGGGCUUGGUAUAUCAUGCCCCUUGCUGUACGCAUGCGUGGCAAGAUUCACGUUGAAGCUCUGCAGACCGCUUUGCAUGCUGUUGAGCAACGACACGAGACGCUUCGUACAACAUUCGAGGAGCAUGAUGGCGUCGGCGUACAAAUUGUUAACCCCAGUCACGCCAAGCCACUCAGAGUCAUCAAUGUGUCGAACGAGAACCCCAACGGGCCCUUACAUCUCCUACAGCAGGAACAGCAAGUUCCGUUCAACUUAGCCUCUGAACCAGGAUGGAGGGUAGCGCUCUUCCGUCUUGGCGAGGAGGAUCACAUCCUCUCUGUUGUCAUGCACCACAUCAUUUCUGAUGGCUGGUCAGUCGAUAUCCUGCGCAGGGAGCUAGGAAUCUUCUACGCUGCUGCGCUGAGAGGUCAAGAUCCCUUGGCCCAGGUGGCACCUCUUCCCAUCCAGUACCGUGACUUUUCGGUAUGGCAAAAGACAAAGGACCAAGUCGCCGAACAUCAGAGACAAUUGGAGUACUGGACCCAGCAGCUCGCCGAUAGCUCUCCUGCAGAGCUUCUUUGCGACAAACCACGCCCAACCGUGCUAUCUGGCGAGGCAGGCGUUAUUCAAGUCAAAAUCGACGGUCCCCUUUACGAGAAUCUUCAAAGCUUCUGCCGGACACGACAAGUUACCCCCUUUGCAGUCCUCCUGGCUGCUUUCCGCGCAGCUCACUAUCGCUUGACGGGCGUAGAAGACGCAACAAUUGGGACGCCUAUGGCCAACCGCAACCGUCCCGAAUUAGAAGAGUUGAUCGGCUUCUUCGUUAAUACACAGUGUAUGCGAGUCGUCAUUGACGAUGAAUCCUUUGACGGCCUAGUUCAGCAGGUCCGCGACACAGCAACUGCUGCCUUUGAAAACCAGGACGUUCCCUUCGAACGCGUGGUCUCGGCACUUCUUCCUGGGUCCAGGGAUACCUCCCGCAACCCGUUGGUGCAGCUCAUGUUUGCCGUCCAUUCGCAGCAAGACCUUGGACGUAUCAAACUCGAAGGUCUUGCCGGCGAGCCAUUGCCCACGGCCAUCACCACCCGCUUCGACCUUGAAUUCCACCUCUUCCAGGAGGAAGGCUACCUGGGCGGAAACGUGCUCUAUGCCGCCGAUCUAUUUGAGCCCGCAACUGUGCGUGGCCUGGUUGACAUCUUCCAGGAAGUCCUACAGCGCGGUCUCGCACAGCCAGAGACGCCCAUCGCAAGCCUGCCGCUGACCAACGGGCUAGCGGCGCUGCGUAGCAUGGGCCUGCUGGAGGUUGAAAAGACGGACUAUCCCAGACAGUCCAGCGUGGUGGACGUCUUCCUUGACGAGGUGGCCACACAUCCUGAGAGGAUCGCCGUCAAGGACGCCUCGUCACAGCUGACUUAUGCUCAGCUCAGCGAAAAGUCAGACCAACUCGCUGCCUGGCUCCGGCUACAGCAGAUGGAGACGGAGACGCUUGUAGCCGUGCUUGCCCCACGAUCGUGCCAGACAACCGUUGCUUUCCUCGCCAUCCUAAAAGCAGGCCUUGCCUAUCUUCCCCUCGACGUCAACGUCCCCGCCGCGCGUCUCGAGUCAAUCCUUUCGGCUGUGCCUGGACUUAAGCUUGUUCUCCUUGGUUCCGACGUGUCCACGCCGAACGUUCGCUUGCCCAACCUCGAGUUCGUUCCUUUGGCCGACGCCAUUGCUUCAUCGCGUCAACCCUCAAGCAAAGCACCUGCAAGAAUCUCUCUCCCAUCGCCAACAAACCUUGCGUACGUCAUCUUCACGUCAGGAUCUACCGGCAAGCCCAAGGGCGUGAUGGUCGAGCACCGCGGUAUUGUCCGACUCGUGAAGCAGAGCAACAUUGUACGUGAACUUCCAGAGGCAACGACCAUUGCGCAUGUAUCAAACAUUGCCUUUGACGCCUCGGCCUGGGAGAUGUAUACCGCCCUCCUCAAUGGCGCCACUCUUGUCUGUAUCGACUACUUCACCACCCUGGACAGUCGGGCUCUUGAGGCUGUCUUUGCUCGCGAAAACAUCCGUGUGGCCAUGCUCUCGCCCGCGCUCCUCAAGCAGUGCAUUGCAAACAUCCCAGCUACUCUGGAAGCGCUGGAAAUCCUCUAUGUCGGUGGAGAUCGACUGAACCCCUCGGAUGCCACAGAUGCCCAAGCCCUCGUGAGAACUGGCGUCUACAACGCGUACGGCCCCACUGAGAAUACUGUCGCUAGUACCAUCUACAAGAUCAAAAAUGGCGAUGUCUUUGAGCACGGCGUGCCAAUCGGUCAGGCCGUGAGCAACUCUGGAGCCUACAUCAUGGACUCGCGCCAGCAACUAGUGUCUAUCGGCGUCAUGGGCGAGCUUGUCGUAACGGGAGACGGCCUUGCUCGUGGAUAUACGGACCCAGCGCUGGAUAAGAACCGCUUUAUGCAUGUCACUAUUGAAGGUCGCCUUGUACGGGUGUACCGGACCGGUGACCGCGCCCGAUACAGGCCAUCGGAUGGCCAGAUUGAGUUCUUCGGUCGCAUCGACCAGCAGACCAAAAUCCGUGGCCACCGGAUCGAGCCGGCCGAGGUCGAGCUUGCCAUGCUGAGGCAUCCCGUCGUCCGGGACGCAGCCAUCGUAAUUCGCAGUUCAUCAGGCCAUGAUCAGGAGAUGGUUGGUUUCGUCACCGUUCAGGAAGACCAGUCCAUCCAAGACGAGGCAAGUAAGCAGGUGGAAGGCUGGGGAACCCAUUUCGAAAUCGGCACUUACGCCGAUCUCGAAACCAUCGACCAGUCUGUCAUUGGCAACGACUUCUUGGGUUGGACGUCCAUGUACGACGGUACCCUCAUCGACACGGCAGAGAUGCAGGAAUGGCUUGACGAGGGCAUGGUGGCCCUACUUGACGGCCAACCAGCUGGUCGUGUACUCGAAAUCGGUACGGGUACUGGCAUGAUUCUCUUCAAUCUGGGUCAAGGGCUGGAGAACUACAUCGGUCUCGAGCCCUCCAGCUCAGCUGCCGCCUUUGUUAACGACAGCAUCAACGCCCACCCAUCAUUUGCUGGCAAGGCACAUGUACAUGUCGGCACGGCGACAGAUGUUGGUCGAUUGGACCAGGUGACCCAAUCCCGCACCGACAUGGUCGUCACCAACUCUGUCGCACAAUAUUUCCCCUCGGCCGAUUAUCUCCUGGAGGUGAUCCAGAACCUUACAAGACUGCCGGGAGUCAAGCGCCUAUUUUUCGGCGAUAUGCGUACCUACGCCACGAACAGGGGCUUCCUUGCAGGCAGAGCUCUGCAUUCAUUGGGAGAAAACAUAAGCCGAGACGGCGUUCGUCAAAAGAUCACCGAGUUGGAAGAAAAUGAGGAAGAGCUGUUGGUCGAUCCGGCCUUUUUCACGAGUCUACUGAGCCGGAUGCCCGAACGCAUCUGGCACGUGGAAAUCCUACCCAAGCGGAUGAAGGCCACCAACGAGCUGAGCAGAUACCGAUACGCAGCUGUCAUACACGUUCGAGGCGCGGAAGAGCCUACACAGACCGUGCAUGCGGUCAACCCUGACUCUUGGGUCGAUUUCCAGGCCUCGUCAAUGGACCGUCACGGCCUCCUCGCUCUGCUGCAGGGCUCCUCGGACGCAUCCGCCAUUUCUAUCGGCAACAUACCUUACAGCAAGACCAUGUUCGAAAGACUGCUGGUUGAAUCACUGGAACAAGACGACGACGACGCUCAAGAUGGCGUUGAUGGUGCAACCUGGGUUUCGGAUAUCCGCAACGCCGCUGAGCACCGCGUGGCUUUAUCUGCACUGGAUCUGGGUCAGCUCGGCGAGGAAGCAGGAUUCCGCGUAGAGCUCAGCUGGGCACGGCAGAGAUCCCAAAAUGGCGGCAUUGACGCCGUUUUCCACCGGUACCAACCCGACAAUGAGGGAUCUCGGGUCCUGUUCCAGUUCCCCACCGAGGAUCAGGGCCGGCCGGCAAGCCUCCUCACGAACCGCCCACUCCAGCGCCUUCAGAGUCGCAAGGUGGAAGCGCAGAUCCGGGAGCAGCUCCAGACUUUGCUCCCGCCAUACAUGAUCCCGGCUCAAAUCAUAGCCCUCGAUCAGAUGCCCGUCAACGCCAACGGCAAGAUUGAUCGGCGGGAGCUCACACGCAAAGCGCAGGCCGCUCCGGUCAGCAAGCCAUCCUCAGAACGCGUGGCACCACGCAACGAGGUCGAAGAGGCCCUGUGCGAAGAGUUUGCCGACGUCCUCGGCAUCGAGACCGGCAUUACUGACAACUUUUUCGAUCUCGGCGGACAAUCGCUCAUGGCGGCGAAGCUCGCGGCACGCAUCAGCAGGCGACUAGACAUUCACGUGUCCGUCAAGGACAUCUUCGACAAGCCGGCCCCCGCGGACCUUGCCGACAAAAUCCUGCAGACCAUGUUAGAUGGCGCGAACAACGGAACGUCAAAGCUGGUCGACAGCGAACCCUUCCAGCUCCUUUCGCAGGAAGACCCGGAGGGCUUCGUCCAGCGAGAGCUCGCCUCCCAGCUGGAUCCUUCCCACGGAAAGAUCCAGGACUCGUAUCCUGCUUCGUGGACGCAAAAGAUCUUUAUCCAGGACGCCAUCACGGGACAGCCACGCGCUCCAACCCUAUUCUUCAUCGACUUCCCGGUCGGCUCGGACCCCAAGAAGGUCACGGAAUCCUCUGCCGCUCUGGUCCGGCAUUUCGACAUCUUCCGAACCGUGUUCUUGUCGGCUGCCGGCAAGUUCUACCAGGUGGUCCUGGAUCAUCUGGACGUGCCCACCGAAGUCAUUCAGGUCGAGGGAGACUUGACAAGUGCGACCCGCGCCCUCGUAGACAUAGAUGCGCAUGAGCCGCUCCGCUUCGGACACUCGUUCCUACGCAUCGCCAUUCUCAAGAAGCCAGCAUCUCCUGUGCGCAUGGUGCUACGGAUGAAUCACGCUAUCUACGACGGUCUGAGCUUCGAGCACGUCUUGCGCGCUCUCCAUACCCUCUACAUCGGCGAGCGUCUGCCGACGCAGCCCAGGUUCUCCCGCUUCGUCCAGCACAUGAUGAACACCCGCAAGGACGGUUACAAGUUCUGGCGUUCGGUCCUGCAGAACUCCUCGAUGACGUUCAUGACGGGCGCCGACGGCACUGGCCGGCAUCACCAAGAUGACGGGCAUGAACGUCCCAACGGCACCUGGUUGUCGGAGAAGAUUAUCGAGGCGCCGUUCCAGGCCAACGCCGACGGCAUCACGCCGGCUACGGUCUUCACAACGGCAUGCGCUCUCAUGCUCGGCAAGGAAAUCGGAACCAACGACGUCGUCUUUGGCCGCGUCGUAUCUGGCCGUCAGUGCUUGCCGAUCAGCAGCCAACACGUUGUCGGCCCGUGCUCCAACGCCGUGCCGGUCCGGGUGUCCCUGGACUCAGCGAACCAGCCGAGGGAGAUGCUCCGCAAGGUGCAAGAGCAAUACGUCAACAGCUUACCCUUUGAGACACUGGGCCUGGAUGACAUUAGGGAGAACUGCACGGAGUGGCCGGAGACGGUGGACAACUUCAGCUGCUAUGCGGCAUACCAGAACUUUGAUAUGCACCCCCACAGCGGCGGCGACGACCAGCGCAUCCAGCUGGGAUACCUCGAGCGAGAGGCCGAUCCGCGAGAGCCAAGCAAGCAGGAUCCCACUAUGGACAGACAGACGGUCAACGACGUCUCCAUGCACGAUGUGGACAUUGUGGGUAUCCCGGACGCCGAUGGAAUCCACUUGCGGGUUGUCGUCGGCGCAAACCGGCGGCUCUGCGACGAGGCAACGGUCGACAACAUGCUGCUCGAUCUCUGCGAGAAGAUCCAGGCUUUGGGCUCAGUCUUACGGGAUCCACUGCCUGAGACUUCCAACGGAAGCGCAAAGCAGACAUCAAACGGCGACAAGCACACAUCAAACGGAAACGGGACGCACGCGUCCAAUGGAAACGGGAAGCACGCAUCAUUUGGGGAUGAGAAACACACGUCCAACGGAAACGGAGAGCACACAUCAAAUGGAAAGGCGAAGCACACAUCCAAUGGAAACAAAACACAACAUUGA